Somion occarium is the source of this 763-nucleotide messenger RNA. Lineage: Eukaryota; Fungi; Basidiomycota; Agaricomycetes; Polyporales; Cerrenaceae. The record is from the annotation of a GenBank genome assembly.
ACGAAUCAGUAGUAUCGAAUCGAUGUAUAGCAUUGAUCUCAAAUGAGUGACGAGGUUGUAAGACGGCCAAAGCUCCUAUAACACCCAUCGCUCCAAGAACACCGGCUGUUACCCUGAAAAUGAUGGAGACUACGCCAUCCUUGUCGUUCUCGUCCUUGCCGUUGUCUGACGUUUUGUUUCCCUUUGCUGAUGGGGGGCUAGAAGGGGAAGAGGAACGAGUGAGGAAGGAGGUCGACGAUGCGGACGACGUUGCUGAUCCCGUUGUCGAAGAGGACGAGGACGCCAUGGCCCUCGAUUUGAAUCAAUCAAUACCAGUGAUGUAUUUGAUGGGCAGGGACCACGUCUAUCUUUGGAUCAAUAGCGAAGCCCACGAGUUCGGAUUGUACUACACUUCAGCCUAUCGCGUUCCCGGUCCUGCCCAUGUGCAGGGCUCUUCGAAGUAUGACUGCUUGAUGCUGUGGUUUCUGGCGAAAGAGCUGCGGAGAAAAAGGUCACGCCCAGUGAAUCUGGGAGAAGCUGAACGCUUGAGGGAGAAAAGGAUAGCCGAGAAUACCGAUCAUAAACCAACGAGAACGAUAUUGGUCGCUCGUCUACCAGAUGUCCACUGCACGCCUUAUGGGCGCGCACAUAUCAAUGCACAAAUGUUGAAAGCCGACUAGUUGCACUCACUCUAUCGCGCGAGCUCGAAGCUGCAAGAAGCAUUCAGCGUCGUAGACGGGAUGGUCUUCUGCAAGCGAUCAACCCUACAUGCAAUUCGAAUCCC